CGUGAACGAGAUGCCAGCUCUGAGAGAGCUGCACGUUUUGACUCUCCUGCGCGUCGGCUUUUUGUGGCGUUUUUUUUUUUAUUUGCCGGCUGCCUCCGAAGUUCGUUGGAGUCUCAGGCGCAGUCUCUGGGAUUUGAUAAAGAAGGAGGAACAUGGACGCGCACAGGCUGAUCGCCGAGGUGAAGCAGCGUCCGGCUCUCUGGGAGCUCACGCACCCGGACCGCUCCAACCGGACGGAGACGCAGCGACUUUGGCUGGAAGUGGCCGACGCAUUGGGGAUGACUGUGGACAUGUGCCGCACCAAGUGGAAGAAUCUGCGCUGCAGCCAUCGUCGCCUCUCCCGGCGCAGUGGGCUGAAGUACCAGCCCCACCACCACCACUCACCUGGCCAUCAGUGGUUGUACGCAGAUGACAUGAGCUUCCUCGACGGGCACUAUAUGCCCCAGGAAAGCGGCACUAACGAUGAGGAGGACAUGCCCGAUCCUGAACUGGCGCCCGAUUCCAUGAUGAUUUUCAAGGAUGAGAAGGAUCAGAUGGAGGCGGACAAUGACGCCCUCAUGCAAGAGUUUCAGAACGCAGCCACUCCGCAGGCUUUGAGGCGUCUUUCGCAGAGCAUUUCCCUGGCCAGUGCGGCGGCUGAGGAGCAGCUUUCCCCCGACUCCCAGGAACUGCGUCAGGGAAUGGGAUUGGCCGGGAACCCGAAUUCUGGUCAAGGAAGCGCUUUGGCUGCCGCAGCUGCCAGCAUCUGCCACUGUGCCAAGCGGGUGGACGAGCAGGUGAACUUUCUGCAGAAUCUCGAGCGCGAGGAGCAGCAACUGAUGCAGUCCACCAACCAGGACCUGGCCAGGUCCAAGAACGUAAUCCAUGUGGGCGAUUCCGACUACAACUACCUGAUGAGCUUUCUGCCGCUGAUGAAGCAGAUGACGCGCCUGCAAAACUUACGCUUUCGGGCCAAGAUGGGCGAGCUCUUGUUGCAGACGAUGCAGGAGCAACAUCAACAGAACCAACAGGAGAUGAUGCAGCAGCAGCAACAACAA
Messenger RNA from Drosophila bipectinata, 1037 nucleotides. RefSeq names its product hinge3 (gene hng3). Gene Ontology annotation, molecular function: DNA binding. Gene Ontology annotation, cellular component: nucleus; transcription regulator complex. The record is from RefSeq and is a predicted model, not a curated record. Gene Ontology annotation, biological process: regulation of transcription by RNA polymerase II. Lineage: Eukaryota; Metazoa; Arthropoda; Insecta; Diptera; Drosophilidae.